This is a messenger RNA of Colletotrichum destructivum, 1653 nucleotides long. RefSeq names its product Putative cytochrome P450. Gene Ontology annotation, molecular function: iron ion binding; oxidoreductase activity, acting on paired donors, with incorporation or reduction of molecular oxygen; heme binding. The coding region runs from base 1 to 1653 and encodes 550 amino acids. The record is from RefSeq and is a predicted model, not a curated record. Lineage: Eukaryota; Fungi; Ascomycota; Sordariomycetes; Glomerellales; Glomerellaceae. The transcript has 3 exons.
AUGUCGGCAAACCUCGAGGACUUUAUCAACCCGCUGUGGUUCAGCAAGCUGCAGGAGUCGCAGGAACUUGUACUCGCUCUCACGGCUGUAGCAGUCGCGGGUCUGACUUAUCUCAUCUACAAUGUCGCGUUCAAGACAGACAUCUCCUACAUCAAGGGCCUGCCAGAGAUUCCCGGCGCGCUGCCCGUCGUCGGCCACCUGUUCCAGCUCGGCCAGGACCACGCCACCGUGUGCGAACAAUGGUGGCGCCAGUACAGCCAGUCCGUCUACCAGAUCAAGCUGGGCAACACGCGGGCCGUCGUGGUCAACUCCUUCGAGGACUGCAAGAAGAUGCUCCUCGGAAACCAGAACGCCGUCAUUGACAGGCCCACGCUCUACACCUUCCACGGCGUCAUCAGCAGCACCCAGGGCUUCACCAUCGGCUCGUCUCCAUGGGACGAGUCGUGCAAGAAGAAGCGCAAGGCCGCAGGCACUGCGCUCGGAAGAGCCUCCCUUCGUAACUACCACCCCAUGUUCGAUCUGGAGAGCUACUGCAUCCUCCGGGACCUGAAGAAGGACAGCCAGAAUGGUGCCCUUGAGAUUAGUGUGCGGCCUUACAUUCAGAGGUUUGCGCUCAACACGACCCUCACCCUGUGCUACGGCAUCCGCAUGGACGCCGUGUACGACGACCUUCUCCGGGAGAUUCUGUACGUCGGCUCGGCCAUCUCCCUGCUUCGCAGCGCGUCGGAGAACAUGCAGGACUACGUACCCAUCAUGCGCUAUUUCCCCAACAACGAGAAGAACAAGCGGUCCAAGGAGCUCCGCGACCGCCGCGACGCCUACCUCAACCUGCUGCUGGACAAGGUCCGCGAAAUGAUCAAGCUGGGCACCGACAAGCCCUGUAUCUCGGCCGCUAUCCUCAAGGACGAGGAGACCAAGCUCACAGGUGUCGAGGUCUCGUCCAUCUGCCUGUCGCUCGUGUCGGGCGGCUUCGAGACGAUCCCGGGAACGUUGACUUCGGCCAUCGGAUCUCUCAGCACGCCCGAGGGCCAGAUCUGGCAGGACCGCGCGUACGAGGACAUCAAGCGGUACUACCCGGACAUGCGUGAUGCCUGGUCCUCGAGCAUCUCCGAGGAAAAGGUUCCCUACAUCAACGCCAUCAUCAAGGAGGCCGGCCGCUACUAUACCGUCAGCGCCAUGAGCUUGCCUCGCAAGACCGUCACCGAGGUGAACUGGAACGGGGCCAAGAUCCCGGCCAAGACAAUGAUUCUCAUUAACGCCCAAGCCGGAAACCACGACGUCGACCACUUUGGCCCCGACGCGGGCAAAUUCGACCCGGAGCGCUGGCUCUCCUCCCUGGACCCCCCCACCGAGCGCGAAUCCGUCGGGCUCAACCACCUCAGCUUCGGCACCGGCUCGCGCGCGUGCUCAGGCCAGCACAUUGCGCACCGGCUGCUGUACACGGCGCUGCUUCGGCUGUUGGCGUCGUACAAGAUCGUGGCGAGUGAGACGGAGCCGCCCAACACGGACUACGUCGACUACAACCAGUUCAAGUCGGCGCUGGUGGCGAUUCCGCGCGACUUCAAGGUGAAGCUCGUGCCGAGGGAUGUCAGCGCGACGGAGGAGUGUUUGAGGUUGGCAGAGGUGAGGACGAGGGAUCACUACAAGGAGUAA